AUGGGCCAAAAGUUGUCAUUGUUGGCUCCAUCAGCUCCAACAAUUGCCAUAUCAUCAUAUGUUGAUGCAUUGGAAAACUACCAAUACGUUGAGCUACUCAACAAUUCGCGAUUCCUCAAAACCAUUAAAGCUAUAGAUAAAUCCACAGGCAACUUUGUUAUUAUCAAACUCUUGAUCAAACCAUCAACACCAUUUUACACUUUGCAACUUCAAGAUGUACUAGAAUACCUAGUCAAAGAAUCAUCUAUGCUAUACCCUUUCAAAAGCAUAUUGACGUGGCAUAAGUUAAUUGAAACUGAUCGAGCUGGUUAUAUGAUUCGAGAAAUGGCAAAAAUAAAUCUAUAUGAUCGACUAUCAUUACGUCCAUUUCUUGAGCCAGUGGAAAAGUUAUUUAUCACAUUUCAGUUAUUGAAGACCGUUAGUGAGCUACAUUCGUUGAACGUGCAUCAUGGUGAUUUACGAUUGGAGAAUAUACUUGUAACUUCAUGGAACUGGAUUUUGGUCACUGACUUUGCCAAUUUGACUAAACCUACAUAUAUCCCAGAUGAUAAUCCCAAUCAGUUCUCAUUUUAUUUUGACAGUUCAGGAAGAAGAGUUUGUUAUAUUGCUCCAGAAAGAUUCUACAACAGUCAGAACAGUUCUAGGAAUAUUCUGAAUUUCAAUGAUGAUGGAUCGUUUAAUUUCAAGAAUAAUGUCACUGAUGAAAUGGAUCUAUUCAGUUUGGGGUGUGUUAUUGCUGAGAUGUGGUGUGAUGGUGAGCCAGUGUUUACAUUAUCUCAAUUGUUCAAGUAUAUGAAGAAUGAAUAUGAGCCUGAUUUUUCAAAUAUACAAAACUCUCAUAUUGUCAACUUGAUUCGCAAGUUAUUGAAGGUUAAUCCAAGUGAAAGAGCUAGUGCUCGUGAAUUGCUAGAGGAGUUUAGAGAAGUUUGUUUCCCGGAAUUCUUUUACACGUUUUUGUAUGACCUAAUGGAGGGUAUCAACAAUCAAGAAAAUUUUACUCCUGAGAAUAAGAACGACAAGUAUAUGACACCUAGUGACUUGAAGAUAAGCUAUAUCUACAAUAAUUUUGCCAAGAUUAGUCAAUCUUUGGGCUUUGUUUAUAAGAAACAAGACCCUUCUUCACUGGCUCUUCCUAUGAAGAUUAAUCUUCCCACUAUGCCCCACAAUUAUCGAAUACAACCCAAGAAAUAUAUGGAUGAUGAUGGUAGUGAAGCUUCUUUGAUCAUUAUCAAUUUAAUCACUUCCUUGUUGAAAACAGUGAAGUUAACAGAAUCAAAAAGAAAAUGCUGCUUAUUGAUAUUAGCGUUAUCUGAACAGAUUAACGACGAAUCCAAAUUGGAUCGGUCACUACCGUACUUGUGUUCUAUAUUGGAUGAGUAUACUGAAACUUCUGUAUACCACUCACAUGAGCACGUGUCAGCAAAAGUUGUUUGCUUAGCAUUGUAUUCAAUUACCAGCUUAAUAUUAUCUUGCUCCUACAUUACCCCAAUCAAUGUCCUUUUCUUUCCAGAGUAUCUAUUGACCAAAAUUAACAAUUUGUUGGUGUUGAAAAUUGAUGCUGAGUCACAAAGAUUGAUCAAUAGUUGUGUUGCUCUGUGUUUGCCGCACCUUGCCACCGUUGCAAAGAAAUUUUGGUCAAUGUCAAAAGCAUUUAAACAAGGUGGUCAUAACAGUGUAGCAAACAUUACUAAUCUACUUCCGGAAAGUGUCAUGAAAUCAGUAACCACCAUCCAUUUAUCAAAAGAUCAACUAGAUCAAAAGUUUAAAGAAAUCACAUUGAGUAUACUUACAGAUCCACAAUCAGCAGUCAAGGUAAGUCUACUUGAAAAUAUUCUUCCUUUGUGUCAAUUUUUUGGUAGGGAUAAAACUAAUGACAUAAUCCUUCCUCAUUUGAUUUCAUAUUUGAAUGAUCCAGAUCCAACCCUUCGAUUAGCUUUUUUAUCAGCAGUCUUGCAGAUGGGUCCAUAUAUUGGUGCAUUAUCAUUUGAGCAAUAUAUCUUACCUCUACUCCUACAAUCCAUUGGAGAAGGCGAACAAUUUGUCGUGUUGAAGGUGCUUCGUAUUUUCAAUGAAUUUGUUCUGCAAAAAUUGAUCAAUUCAAGACUAGAGUUUAACACAUUGGAAGUUUAUACUGAAUUAUUAUCAAAUUCAAUUUACCUACUAUUACACCCCAAUGAAUGGAUUAGACAAUCAUUAAUUACUUUGAUCAUAUCAAUAAGUAACAAUUUGAGUGAUGCUGAUCGAUAUUGUUUCUUGUAUCCUUUGAUAAAGGGGUAUUUGAUGUAUGAUGUGUUUGAAAUUAAUUGGGAUUCGUUGUACCCAAGUCUCACCCGCCCAUUGAGUAAACAAGUGUUUGAUGCAAUGGUUACUUGGGCAUUGACAUUUACUAAUAAAUCUUUAUUUUGGCAGGAAAAGAGUUUUUCAUUGGUGCAAAAUGGUCAGAAUUUGUCCGAUAAGAAUUAUGUGUCGUUGCUGAAAAAUAUGGGUAAAUCGGUCUAUAUGCCGAAAUUGAGUACUGCUGUUGUUUCAUAUAAUAGUGGUAGAAGUAAGGAAAACAUUCCCUUGAGUCCUGAGGAUAAACAAUGGUUACUCAAACUCAAAUCAAUUGGGUUAGAUGACAAAUCACUAUGGAAAAUCCUCGUCUUAAGGAGUUAUAUUUAUCGGAUUAGUCGGAUUUCAAAGCCACAGCAACAUCAAUUUGAACAAGUUAUUCUAACACCAAGGAAUGUUUUCCUUGAUGUUGUAUUCAAAUCGGAACCGGUUACAUCAGUCACUGGACUAAGAAAUAACAAAGUUGUUGUUAAAUCAAAAGAUACGGUAUCCUUGAGGAGCUUGGACCAUUCAAGACUGCUGCAUCAAACUUUAGUGUUACCUAAUAUGGAAAGAGCCAUUGCAUCAGUUCAAACUAUUGAAGCCAAUGUAUUUGGCGAAAUGGAAUCAAGUCGUGAUAGUUCGGCAAAGACAUCUUGGGUGAAUGAUCCAACUAUGUUUCAUAAAUCUUAUCAUGUGGAUGAAAGUCGUGUCAUCACAUGCCAUAUAAAACAUACAUAUACUGGUGCCAAUCCAUAUAUAUGGAAUUAUUUACACACAUUGACAAUUGUUCCAUCACUUGAUGAUUUCACUGAAUUUGGCAAACUUAUAAAAAGAAAGUCACAGAAUGAAUUAAAGAGUGUCAAUUUAUUCAAUUUAAACAUACGUCGAACGAGUGAAGAUAUUGAUGCAUACACAUGUUUGACCACAUCUCCACUAGGUGAUUUUUUCAUUACUGGAUCUGAAGAUGGGUAUUUAAAAAUAUGGGAUAUUUCAAAAUUAGAUAACAUAAACCGAAUUAAAACUGCUGAUCAAUCAAUUGAGCUAAAUUCACGAAUUACAUCAAUUGCAUUUUUGUAUAUGCGGAACUGUAUUGUUGUUGCUACUCGAGAUGGUGCAAUACGAAUUUUGAGAAUUGAGUUAGUUCGAAAUAAGAAUCGCAAAAUUAUUAAAUUUAUGAAACCGAUACUUGUACGCAAAUUGGUAUUGGACUCAUUUGUGAUACUUGUUGAAACCUUGGAAAAUGUGAUUUACGCCAUCGAUUAUCAACUGAAGGUAAGUAUAAUUGAUAUGAUUACCAUGAAACAACAAUAUGUGUUACAAAAUCCAUUGUCUUUCGGAAUCAUCACUAGUUAUAUCACGGGAGUGAAAAAGAAUAGUUGGGCUAUGAUAGGUACACAACGAGGGUAUCUUACAUUAUGGGAUUUACGAUUCAAGUUGCUUUUGAAAACAUGGCAAGUACAUAUGGAAACUUUCGAUGGAAAUAAGAAAUUUGUAAUUGAACAAAUUGAUGAGUUAAAGGUGAUUAAUUCAUCUAAUAUUGAUCCAGUUAGAGAGAAAUUUGAUUCAUUUGUGUUCAAAGAUCGCUCAGUUUACAUUUACAUCAAGUCCAAUGUUGAGGAAUUUGAGUUGUUGUUUGAGAUUCCUUCAUUGGAAUGCAAAGGAGUAAUUCGUAAAGAAGAGCUACAAGCUCAUAAAUGCAAAUUGGUUGAUGUUGAUUGUGAUUUGAGUCAAGCUAGAAUUGAGGAUAUGAUUGAGAAUUUGAGUUUGGAAAAGUGA
This is a messenger RNA of Lodderomyces orthopsilosis Co 90-125, 4089 nucleotides long. It is a transcript of the gene VPS15, whose product is annotated as ubiquitin-binding serine/threonine protein kinase. The transcript has a single exon. The coding region runs from base 1 to 4089 and encodes 1362 amino acids. Gene Ontology annotation, biological process: macroautophagy; autophagy of peroxisome; protein targeting to vacuole. NCBI's taxonomy places the organism in Eukaryota, Fungi, Ascomycota, Pichiomycetes, Serinales, Debaryomycetaceae. Gene Ontology annotation, cellular component: late endosome; phosphatidylinositol 3-kinase complex, class III, type I; nucleus-vacuole junction. Gene Ontology annotation, molecular function: protein binding; protein serine/threonine kinase activity; ATP binding. The record is from RefSeq and is a predicted model, not a curated record.